AUGUCUUGUUUUCCUUCCCUUCUAGUUUCAUGCCGUGUCUCCUUGGACACCGACACUGCCCACCCUACCCUGGUUCUCCUGGAGGAUCCCCAGGGUGCCCACUGUGGAGAGGAGCCCCAGUCCUACCCUCCUCACCAGCAGCGUUUCGACUCUGUAGCCCAGGUGCUCGCGAGGGAGGGCCAGUUUGGAGCCAGCUACUGGGAGGUGGAGUGGAGGGGCGGAGGGUGGGUCGAUAUCGGAGUCACUUACAAAGGAAUCGGACGAAAAGGCGGCGGGAAACCUUGCCUUUUGGGGCGAAACGAGAACUCGUGGCGUUUGAGGUGCACCCACGCCGGAUACGCCGCUUGGCACGACAACCGGAAAACCACGGUUGCUGCCCCCCCUUGCCCGAGGAUUGGUGUUUACUUGGAUAGGCAGAAAGGAGCGUUGUCUUUCUACAGCGUGUCGGACACCAUGGUGCUUCUGCACACGUUUCGAUGCCCGUUCUCUCAGCCGCUUUACCCCGCGUUUCGCCUGGACCUGGACUCCACCCUGAUCAUCUGCCCCCAUGAGGGAGGAGGAUGUGGGAACCAAACCUAAUAUUGCCCAACCAUUCCACCCCAAGGACCAGAGAUGGCAAAAGUACACACAUCCUUUACUCAAGUAGAAGUACAGAUACUCGUGUUUAAAAAUACUCUGGUAA
Notothenia coriiceps (black rockcod) is the source of this 682-nucleotide messenger RNA. Its product is annotated as stonustoxin subunit beta-like. Bases 1 to 579 code for a protein of 192 amino acids. The transcript has a single exon. Gene Ontology annotation, molecular function: protein binding. The record is from RefSeq and is a predicted model, not a curated record. Lineage: Eukaryota; Metazoa; Chordata; Actinopteri; Perciformes; Nototheniidae.